AUGGAGCUUGAUGAGUCUCAAUCCCUUGCUGGGGAAGGGAAGAAAAAAGGAAAAAAUAUAGUGUGGUCUAAAGAGAUGAAUCGAUGUCUCAUUCUGGAACUGGUACAUCAAGCUAAUGAAGGUUAUAAAGUAGAUAAGGGCCUUAAAGAUCAAGCUUAUACUGCAGCUUUGUCAGCUAUAAAUACUAGUUUUAACCUUUCACUGAGUCGAGAUAAUUGUGUUAAUCGAUUAAAAACCAUCAAGAAAAAGUUUAGAUUUAUUGAGGAUAUGUUGAGCAAAAGUGGAUUUGCUUGGAAUCCUAUGGCAAAAGUAGUCGAGUGUAGUGAUCAAGUCUGGGCUACAUAUGUUGUUGCAAAUCCAGAUGCAAAAGGAUUGCGUGGUAAAAAGAUUAAUAUGAUUGAUAAAUUAUCUAUUGUGUGUGGCAAUGAUCAAAUAACCGAUGGGCAUGUUCAGUACACACCGAUAUUUGAUCUUAAUGAUAAUACAAUAGUCGAUGACUUGGGUGGUAUAGAAGGUAAUGGAUCUGCACAACAACAAGAGAGUGGCAGUAGUCAAAUACAUGCUCAAGGCAAUCACAACCAUGGAUCUUCAAAGCCUAUGAGACAUAAUUCAAAGAAAUCGAAAAAUACAGAGAUAGUUGUCGAAACAAUGAAUGCUGUUGCAAAUAACAUGGCAAGACUAACUGAUGCAUAUGAGAAGAAUAAGCCUUGCGUAAAUUAUUCAGACCUUUACAAAGUUGUCAUGCAUGUUGAAGGGUUAGAUAUUGAUAGUUGA
Ilex paraguariensis (yerba mate) is the source of this 774-nucleotide messenger RNA. The record is from the annotation of a GenBank genome assembly. NCBI's taxonomy places the organism in Eukaryota, Viridiplantae, Streptophyta, Magnoliopsida, Aquifoliales, Aquifoliaceae.